GUGGCGGUGUCGACGCCACUCAAGGGAUUGGUGUCCUUUCCUCUCCUCCUCCGAUCCCCUUUCCUUCGUUACUCUCUAAAUUAAUACCCGCAAUUGGUCCAUCGCCUGCAGAUAAAACUUCACGGAAACCCUCCACCGCCAGCUUUCCUGCACCUACAUCGGACACGUAUCUCUACAUACAGCUCAACCCAUCCUUCGCACCCAUCACCCCUCCCACACACCUUUUCUCUUACUCCCCGAUUCAGCCGUCUAAUCCGGUCCAUUAGCUAGAGUCCAGCGAAAUCUUGAUCGCCCGGCGAGAGGCUCUUUAUUAACCCUCUCCCUCCUACCUUUCUGUUCCCCUCCCUUUCACUCGCUCGAGCGUGGCCUUUCAGCCCGCCCCCCCCCCCCAAGCGAUCGUCGAAGGUUCUCUGAGGAGACCGAACAUUAUCACCAUGUCUAGCAUUUCCAUUCCUAUAUCUGCCAUCACGGAUAGGUUCAACCUAGGCCGUUUCACCGUGAGUUCCUCGUGGCCUUUCGUGGGGCGGAGAGAGAGGAAAAAGGUCUAACGACUGGAAUUUCUAGGAGGGUAAUCGCAUGCCACUUGCUGGUCGGUUCUCUAACCUACGCCCCUUCGGUGAAUUCUUCGAUUUCAAACGCCUUUCCAAACCCAAUAAUUUCGGCGAGGUCCAGAGCCGUGCGAGCUACAACCUGGGCUACUUUUCUAGCAACUAUGCCGUUGUCUUUGUUAUGCUCAGCAUUUACUCCCUGUUGACGAACCUGUUGCUGCUCUUUGUGAUUCUCCUCGUUGCAGGAGGUAUGUGGGGGAUUGGUCGACUUGGUGGGAGAGAUUUGGAUAUUGGUAUGGCUCCUUUUUUCUGCCCUCGCUUGUUUACGUUUUAUGAUGCCGCUGCCUUGUUUAGCCUCGAGUCUUUCUUUUUCUCCUUCCCACUGUUUUAGCCAUGUCUUGGCUGUAGAUCGUGACCGCAAUAGGAAUCCCCGCUCCCUCGGCAGUUGAUAAAAAACCAACCUAACAUUUGUUUCUUCCUCUAGGCCCGGUUCACGCUACUACUUCCCAACUCUACACUACUCUUCUUGUUGUCGCCGUUCCCCUUGGUAUCUUUGCUUCUCCCAUAUCCACGGUUCUCUGGCUCAUCGGAGCCAGCGGGACUUGCAUCCUCGCCCACGCUAGCUUUAUGGACAAACCGAUCGAGAAUGCUUUUUCCGAGGAGGCGGUCUAGGGAUGGUCUCUCCGCGAACUCCAAUAAUAAAAAGAUAUGGACCAUCGAAGUCGGCGGGGACGAGGGCUGACUUGAUACACAAAAGAUUUGAACCGGGUUUAAUCAAUACUAGGCUUAUUACUAAUGGUGCAGAG
Molecule: messenger RNA, 1354 nt
Organism: Tuber aestivum (summer truffle)
Lineage: Eukaryota; Fungi; Ascomycota; Pezizomycetes; Pezizales; Tuberaceae
Source: the annotation of a GenBank genome assembly